Caenorhabditis remanei is the source of this 1524-nucleotide messenger RNA. RefSeq lists its product as uncharacterized. The record is from RefSeq and is a predicted model, not a curated record. The transcript has 8 exons. Gene Ontology annotation, cellular component: nucleus. NCBI's taxonomy places the organism in Eukaryota, Metazoa, Nematoda, Chromadorea, Rhabditida, Rhabditidae. Gene Ontology annotation, molecular function: protein binding. Bases 1 to 1524 code for a protein of 507 amino acids.
AUGGCUGUUAAAAAGAAUAAAAAUGUUCCAAAAAGUGUUCCAAAAGAGGAGGAUCCAUUAGUUCAGAAAGAUGAUAUUUCGUCGAUUCAUGCUAGAAUUAAGAUCUUCGAGACCCCGUUCGCCACUCAAGUAUCGAACCCAAAAGUCAAUGAAUUCUGUGCAAACUGUAUGCGUGGACCGGCUCCCGGAGAGAAACUUCUUCGAUGCGGAGGAUGCAACUUCUCGAUGUACUGUAGUAAAGAAUGUCAAGCAACAGCCUGGUUGGUACAUAAACCAGAAUGUAGACGACUGAAAGCGAAUUUCCCGAAUCUUCCACUCACUGAAGUCUUGUUUCUCUCAAAAAUUAUUGAUCGAAUCCAAUUUCUUGAGAAGAAUGGAGACAAAUUGGGAGUUGAAUCAGCAAGAAAAUUCUCGAGUUUAGUAGAUCACAAAGUUGAUAUCAGAGAAGACGAAGAAAAGAUGAAACAUUUCGAGAAAGUGUUCACCAAGAUGGGACUAUUCCGAGGAGAUGAAAUGAUUGAAAAGGGGCAAUUCUUCGAUGUUUUCUGCAAAGCUUCCAUCAAUUCUCACAGUAUCCAUACAAAUGCUGGAAAUGAAGUUGGAAUGGCUCUGGAUUUGGGUGUCUCGAUGUAUAAUCACUCGUGUCGUCCAACUUGUUCAAUGGUUUUCGAUGGAUACCGUGUUUGUCUUCGUCCUCUUGUUCCAGGAGUUGAUGCUGAAAGUACUGAACAAGCAUUCAUCUCGUAUAUUGAUGUGGGAAGAAGUAAAUAUGUGAGAAGGAAGGAUUUGAAGUCAAGAUGGUAUUUCGAUUGUGAGUGUACUAGAUGUAUGGAUCCGGAAGAUGAUGCUUUGACUGCAAUUCGAUGUGCAAAUCCAGCAUGUGAUGCCCCGGUUCUGACAUCUGAAACCGAGGAACCAAUGAACAUUGCAUGUGACAAAUGCAAAACGAUUAUUGAAGAGAAUGAUGUGAAAAAAGCUCAAGAGUUCAUGAAAAGUCUUCCAGCAUCAUUUGACCCACAGUGCCCAGCUGACAUUCUACAAGACCUCCUCUCCAAAGCCGAAGUAGUGUUGCAUCCAUCAAAUGUAUACGUGGCAAGACUUCGAACAGCUCUUUUCCAUGUCACCGGACAGCUCACAAUGGAUAAUUUAUCAACAAUGCAUACUCAAAUCUACAAUAACUACAAGUUGUGCUUCCCGAAAGCAGAUCGUCAUGUUGGAUUCCAACUUCUUCAUAUCGUUAAAGCAUUGAUUGAAAAGGACGAGAGAGAUGAAGCGAUGCCAUAUGCAUUCGACGCAAUGAAUAUUUUCGAAGUCUGCUUUGGAUUGGAUCAUCCAUAUUACUUGCAGACAUUGGCCUUAUGGACUUAUUUGGAGAAAAAGCUUCCAAAAACCAAAGAAGAGCUCGUUCAGCUGACUAAUUUCUCUGACAAUCGCCCGAUUGACAUUGUUUCUCUUCUGAAAAGAGCAAACAUGCUUCCUCCACCACCAUAUGCUGCUGCAUCAUCCGUUCAACCAGUUCAAUAA